AUGGCUUCAAAUCAUCUCAUUUUGGUUAUCUUCGUUACACUUCUACUGCACAGUAAUAACAAUACUGUCGUUGAGGCACAACUCCGAGCCGAUUUCUACUCAAAAUCUUGCCCUUCUCUUUUCACCAUAGUCGGAAAAGCCCUUCGGGAGCCCAUUGCACUCCAUCGUGCACCGAGUAUCAUUCGUCUGUUCUACCUGGACUGCUUUGUCAACGUAAGGGUCGUGUCUUGUGCUGAUAUCUUAGCCAUCGCAGCUAGACAAUCCGUCCAAUGGUAUCUGCGGUCGAGUUGGGAGUUGCUAUUAGGAAGAAGAGAUGCAAGAACGGCGAGUCAAGCGGCGGCCAACAGUAGCAUUCCAUUGCCGACUUCGAGUCUGACCGAGCUUAUUAGUAUUUUUGGCAAACUUGGAUUCAGCCCUAGAGAGUUGGUUGCUCUCUCUGGCGCGCACACGAUAGGGGAAACCAGUUGCAUAAACGUUCGAACGAGGAUCUAUAACGAUACAAACAUUAACCCCAGUUUCGCCGCCGACUUCCGGAAAAGAUGCCCGAUAACCUCCAUCGAUUGGAGACGGGUUCCACUCGACUACCUUACACCGGAUAGAUUUGACACCGGAUACUUCAACAACCUCAUGAGUUUGACAGGUGUCCUCCAUUCCGACCAAGAGCUCUUCAACAACGGCUCCACCGACUCCAUUGACCGUGAGUACAGCCACGAUGUAACGCUUUUUUACUCCGAUUUUACUGCGGCCAUGCUGAAGAUGAGUCUACUGAGCCCAUUGACUGGUAGUGAUGGUGAGAUCCGGAAGAGUUGCUGGAAGAUCAACUGA
Messenger RNA from Eruca vesicaria subsp. sativa (arugula), 825 nucleotides. The record is from the annotation of a GenBank genome assembly. Lineage: Eukaryota; Viridiplantae; Streptophyta; Magnoliopsida; Brassicales; Brassicaceae.